AAGGGAAAAGUUGGGAGGGAAAAGGGAAAAUAAAGGCUGUUGAGGAGCGAAGGAUUAUCAAAGAAAUUUAUGUAGUUAUGUAGCUAUUUAAAUGUUAUGUAGUUAACAGUUAUGUUCUCUGUUUAAGUUUAAUACGAAAAAUUAUGUUGAAGUUAAAUAAACAACGCGGUUUCUAUUCAUCUUUAAACAUUAUUAGAAAAAGGAAAUUUCAAGUUUUCUCUCUUCUAUAUCAAGAAGAACGUAAUAUAAAUAUAAGUGAUAAAGUGCCAGGAAAGUGGGAGACAAAAAUAAAAUUUUGGAUGAGAAAAUACGAAGAUUUAUUUGGAAUAACGAAGUUGUCAGAAGAGCAUGAAAAAGUCUUAGAAGCUCAAGAAAAACUCCAAAAUACCCAGGAGAAACGUCGUGAAGUGCAAGAAGAAAUAUUCUUUGUUCAAAAGAAGUUACAAGAAAUGCAGGAUAUAUUGCAUAAAACAUCCAUGGGUGAUGACAUGUAUAUUUCUGUUGUUACACAGCAUCUGAUGACAAAAUUUAUGCAUUGAAGAAAGAAAGUGAAUGUGAUGCUACACUACAGUGCUUAAAGAAAUAUAUUCUGAGAGGCUGGCCAGAAAGGAAACAUCAGGUAGAACCUCAAGUCAAAGUAUUUUGGGACUACAGAGAUGAGUUGACAAUGGAAAAUGACUUAUUUUUCAAAGGAGGAAGGGUAAUUAUUCCUUUAUCUAUGCAAAAGGAAAU
Messenger RNA from Stegodyphus dumicola, 732 nucleotides. RefSeq lists its product as uncharacterized. The record is from RefSeq and is a predicted model, not a curated record. NCBI's taxonomy places the organism in Eukaryota, Metazoa, Arthropoda, Arachnida, Araneae, Eresidae.